Molecule: messenger RNA, 1962 nt
Organism: Phragmites australis (common reed)
Lineage: Eukaryota; Viridiplantae; Streptophyta; Magnoliopsida; Poales; Poaceae
Product: transcription factor TGAL3-like
Exons: 10
Coding region: 387-1685 (432 amino acids)
Biological process (GO): regulation of DNA-templated transcription; DNA-templated transcription
Molecular function (GO): sequence-specific DNA binding; DNA-binding transcription factor activity
Source: RefSeq, a predicted model, not a curated record
CCCGGGACUCGCCACACACGCAAGCACACUCGUCAGAUACAAAAGCCCACUGAACGCUCCCUGCCACUGUGCAUCUCCAUCGCCGAGACUGAUGAUGCCUCCUGAUCUUUGAUGGACUGAAUGACAAUGGGUUGUUGGAUGGAUGAACCGGCCUGACACCGAUUGACACGUCCUGAUCGUAUCUUUUCGUUGAUCUCUCUUUUGCUUGAAUCUUUGCACGCCGUCCCCGUCCUCCUCCUCUGCUUCCUUCCCGUUAUAACCCGGCUGAUGCACGGCGUCGUCUCGCUAGCUUCAGCUCAGAUCCAGUCGUCCACGGUCACUUGCAGCGGUAGCCGUCGUCCUCGUCGCCACCUUGCCGCCGCUUUGCUCCCUGUCGCCGUCCUCUGAUGCAUCAUCCUUCGCACAUCUUCAGCUGCAGGGCGGAGCAGGGCGCGGGUGGAUACCACGUCGGGGACGGCGCCCUCCCUCUCCCUCCCGAUCUCCCGUGCAGCCCCAACCCCUGCUCCAAGUCCUCCAGCAACCUCACCGUCGCCACCUUCGUGCCGUCGCUCAACGCCGCGCAUGGAGGAGUAGAGGCUUCUCUGGGCAUGGCAGCGCCGGAGAUGGUGGCGACAGAUGCCGGCCGGUUCUGCCUGCCCUGGGCUGCGGCGGCCGCCGCGGCGCGGUUCGAGAACUGGGGCGACUCCAGCAUCGUCGUCACGAGUCCGCUCGCGGAGACGACCUCCACCGACGUCGACGACAAGCGCCACGCUCCAAUGGGUGGAACCAUGACGCAGGGAGUCGCCGGAUAUGUGGAUUCGUCGGCGGUGUCCAGGGAACGACGAGGGGAUCACAAGGUGCAGAGGAGGCUUGCGCAGAACCGCGAGGCGGCCCGGAAAAGCCGCAUGAGGAAGAAGGCGUACAUUGAGCAGUUGGAGAGCCGCCACGCCAAGCUGGCGCAUCUUGAGCAAGAGCUCCAGAGGGCCAGGCAGCAGGGGAUGUUCAUUGCAAGUGGAUGCGCAGGCGAUCACGGAUGCUCUACUGGAGGCACCUUGGCAUUCGAUUUGGAGUACGCGCGUUGGCUGGACGAGCACCAGCGCCACAUCAACGACCUCAGGGUGGCCCUGAACGCGCAGAUGGGCGACGACGAGCUGUGCGUCCUGGUGGACGCCGUGAUGGUGCACUACGACCAGGUGUUCCGGCUGAAGAGCCUGGCGACGAAGACCGACGUGUUCCACGUCCUGUCGGGCAUGUGGAUGAGCCCCGCCGAGCGGUUCUUCAUGUGGCUGGGCGGGUUCCGGUCGUCGGAGCUCCUCAAGGUCCUGGCGAGCCACCUGGAACCGCUGACGGACCAGCAGCUGAUGGGCAUCUGCAACCUGCAGCAGUCGUCGCAGCAGGCCGAGGACGCGCUGUCGCAGGGGAUGGAGGCCCUGCAGCAGACGCUGGCGGAGACGCUCGCGUCCGCGGCCGCCGCCGCCGCCGACAGCGUCACCAACUACGUGGGCCAGAUGGCCAUGGCGAUGGCAAAGCUCGGCACGCUCGAAAACUUUCUCCGGCAGGCUGAUCUGCUGCGGCUGCAGACGUUGCAGCAGAUGCACCGGAUCCUGACCACCCGACAGGCGGCGCGCGCGCUGCUCGUUAUCAGCGACUACUUCUCGCGGCUCCGGGCGUUGAGCUCCCUCUGGCUGGCGCGGCCGAGGGAUUGACUGUUUCGCCAUGUUUGUACACACUGGCAUCGCGAUCGCGAUGAGAACCAUGAGGAUCUCCCUGUAAUGGGAAGAACGCAACCGAGAGCUGCAUUUCAACUUCUUUGUGGCGUUAGCUGCCCUUGCCUGCUGAAGUUCAGCAACUGCUAGUCUGGUGUAACCGUAGGAAGUUCAGAGUCAGAACUCAUGCUAAUUAAUCCGUUCCAAGCCUAGAGGAGAUUUUUGUACAAUCAUCUCAUCUCUCUAAUCCACUACAAGUCCUGCCGGACGCUCGUAU